Messenger RNA from Mytilus californianus (California mussel), 3288 nucleotides. Its product is annotated as transcription elongation regulator 1-like. NCBI's taxonomy places the organism in Eukaryota, Metazoa, Mollusca, Bivalvia, Mytilida, Mytilidae. The coding region runs from base 47 to 3016 and encodes 989 amino acids. Gene Ontology annotation, molecular function: transcription coregulator activity; RNA polymerase binding. The record is from RefSeq and is a predicted model, not a curated record. The transcript is spliced from 21 exons. Gene Ontology annotation, cellular component: nucleus.
CAGGAAAAUCGGUAACCAGUUAACCUACAAAACGCGACCUGACAAGAUGGGCGACGAUGAACAAAAUGAACAUGAUCAUCAUGACCAUGGGCCUAGAGACAAUGGUGAUCGUGAUUUCAGAUCACACAGAAAUCAAUACAACGGCCCUCCACGUGGUAGAGGAUAUAUGAGAGGCCCAAGAGGACCACCACCAUUUAGAGGUCCCCCAGGACCAGGAGGUCCUCCAAGAGGAUAUAGAGGGCCACCACCACCUGGCAUGAGAGGCCCACCACCACCUGGAAUGAGAGGUCCCCCACCACCUGGAAUGAGGGGUCCACCCCCGCCAGGAAUGAGAGGACCACCUCCAUUUGGUAGGCCUCCAUUUGAUCCAAAUUAUGGACCACCUCAUCCAGGAGGACCUGGUGGACCACCACCUCAGAAUUAUCAGGGAAUGCCUCCUCCUCCAGGAAUGCCACCACCUCCAGGGAUGCCGCCACCUCCUGGUAUGCAAGGAAUGCGACCACCUAUGAUGCCUCCUCCUGGGAUGCCACCAGGAAUGCCACCACCAAACUUUGCCAUGCCACCACCAGGUUACAAUAUUCCUCCUCCAGGACAGAUGCAACCUGGCUCUGGAGUACCCAAUAUGGAUGGAAAUCAAGAAUUAUGGGUGGAAACUAAGACAGCUGAAGGAAAGGUCUACUAUUACAAUGCAAAGACUAGAGAAGCUGCUUGGUCUAGACCAGAAAAUGUUAAAAUCAUAACUCAGUCAGAGGUGGAACAGAUGGCUGCCCAGCAACAAUCCACACCAAAUCCAGUUCAAACUGGUCCAACUACAGCAGCACAGAAUGCAGUAGCUCAGGCAGCUGCAGCACAGCCACAAGUCACACCAGAUCAGACAGGUAUUCCAAUGCAGCAAGCAGUACCAGCCAUUCCAGCAGCUGUCUUGCCUAAUGCCAAUCAAAUGGGUGGACAGUCUCCUACUGAUGCUACAUCAUUACAGAAACCUUCUACAGUUCAGCUUCCUCCAAAGCCUGCAGAAGUAGUAGAAUGGUCUGAACAUAAAAAUGCUGAAGGCAGAUCAUACUUCUACAACUCAAGGACGAUGGAAUCAACCUGGGAUAAACCUCAAACUCUUGUUGACUGGGAAGCAAAGAUAGCACAGAUACAAGCUACUCAACAACCACCACCAACUCUAGUUCAGCCUGUGAAAGAGGAAAGUCCCAGAAUGAAUGGACAUGCAGAAGAAACACCCAUGGAGACUACUGAGGAAGAGGUCACAAAAGAUGUGGAAAUAGAAGAUAAAUCCAAAGAGAAAUCAGAAGAAGAAAAAGCUGCAGAGAAAGCCAGACCGGUCUCAAGUACACCUGUACCUGGAACACCUUGGUGUGUGGUUUGGACUGGCGAUACCAGGGUAUUUUUCUACAAUCCAAGCUCACGUACAUCUCUUUGGGAAAGACCUGAGGAGUUGGCCGGAAGAGCUGAUGUCGACAAGAUGGUUCAAAGUCAACCUGAUGGAAAGAAUGCUGUAGAGAAGAAAGAAGAGGAUGAUGAACCACAGACAAAGAAACAGAAAUUGGACAAAGAUGAAAUCAAGAAGGAAGAGGACAAUGGACCAAAGACAAUCGACGCUGGGAAGGAGGCAGCUAUAGAGGCAGAGGUGCAGGCAGCCAGACAGAGGGCUGUUGUACCUCUAGAAAUCAGGAUGAAACAGUUUAGAGAUAUGUUAUCAGAAAAAGACGUGUCUGCAUUUUCCACAUGGGAGAAGGAACUUCACAAGAUUGUGUUUGACCAGAGGUAUUUAUUACUGACAUCAAAGGAAAGGAAACAGGUAUUUGAGCAGUAUGUUAAAGAAAGGGCGGAAGAGGAAAGAAGAGAGAAACAUCGCAAACUCAGAGAAAAGAAGGAUUUUUUCCGCAAUUUACUUGAAGAUGCUAAAUUGCACGGAAAAUCAUCCUUCAGUGAGUUUGCUGCAAAAUAUGCUAAAGAUGAAAGAUUCAAAGGCAUUGAAAAGAUGAGAGAGCGUGAAGCCCUCUUCAGUGACUUCUGCUCAGAUCUAAGGCGAAAAGAAAAAGAGGAAAAAUCACUACAAAAAGAAAAGUUAAAGGCUGACUUUAUCGCCUUGUUGAAAGAGACCUCUGGUCUUGAUAGGAACUCUAGAUGGAGUGAAACAAAACGUAAAAUUGAUUCUGAUCCUCGAUACAAGGCCGUUGACAGCAGCUCACGUAGAGAGGAUUGGUUUAGAGAUUAUGUGAGAAAGCUGGAGGAGGUUGAAUCAGAUGAAGACGAUGAUAGAAAAGAUGAGAAGAAAGAAAAAGAAAAACAGGACAGAAUAGAAGCUAGUAUUCGUAAACGUGAAGAGGAAGUACAAAGGUCAUUGUCAUCGUCGCUCAGAGAAAGAGAUAAAGAAAGGGAACAACACAAAAAGGAUGAGGCAAUUCAAGUCUUCAAUGCCCUCCUUGUUGAUCUGGUCAAAACAGCAGAUGCAUCUUGGAGAGAAACUCGUAAAAUGUUAAGGAAAGAUCAUCGAUGGGAUAUGGCAGAAUUAUUAGAGAGAGAUGAAAAAGAAAAAAUCUUUGAAGAGCACAUUGAAAAUUUAUACAAGAAAAAUAAAGAAAUGUUCCAUAAAUUACUCGAUGAAACACAAGAGAUAAAUUUAACAACAAGCUGGAAAGAAACAAAGAAAAUGAUCAAAGAAGAUCCUAGGUAUACCAAGUUCUCAGCAAUAUGUAGUGACAAGAAACGAGAAAAAGAAUUUGACGAUUACUUGAGAGAAAAGUAUGUACAGGCUAAAGCAGAUUUUAGAGAGUUACUGAAGGAGACCAAACUGAUAACUUACAAAUCAAAGAUACUAAUAGAGGAAUCGGACUCUCAUCUGAAAGAUAUUGAAAGUAUAUUACAGAAUGAUAAAAGAUACCUAGUGUUAGACUGUGUUGCAGAAGAGAGAGCCAAAAUAUUGGUUCAGUACAUGGACGAUCUGGCUAAGAAAGGUGCACCACCACCCCCUACAGCAUCAGAGCCUUCUCGGAGAUCAAAAUAGUUAGGAGAGACAUUAAAAGAUAAUUUACCCUAGCCAGUUCAGUCAAUGUUAUUUUAUAAAGGAGGAAAUACUCUUUAUCAUGAAUUUUUUUUUUUAUAAAGUCCUGAAGAUGAUCAUUGAAUUGAUUAUUUAUUUCUACAUUGUGGUCCAAUCAUUUAAUUAUUUUAGCAGUUCAUUGAUAUUUCAUGUUUUAUAAGACAUCGAUGUUGUUUUAUCUCACAUUUUAUCAUGUAUGACAGUCAUUUGUCAGUGGAAAUAAAAUUGUUAUUGUA